AUCAGCAUCAUAAUGAAUCACAGCAGCUCUGAGGCGCGUGAAGCUGGAGCCACGAGACCAAACUGGAGUUAAGGAAAGACGUUUUAUCUGCUAAUAUAAAUCUUUUUUUCCCGCGCCAGGAGUAAAAGUGGACAGAGAGAUUAGGCUAACAAACACUUUAUCUCCGGGAUCCUUUUUAAGGAGCCAUGGAUUAUAUUACUCGACAAACUUUUGUAAAACUUGCCCUUUUCAUCUUCACAGUUUUGAGGAGCAGUUGUGCUCUGUUGGAAAAAGCUGCAGAAGACCCAGUGCAUCCAAAUCCUCUUCAAUCCAGUCCAGCAGAAGACAGCGAUGUUUCGUUCUGUGAUUUCGAGUCUCCGUGUUCUUGGACAUUAUCCAGUCACAGCACUGGAGGAGACUGGUUUAUCACUUCAGCACAGCAGCACAGAUCUAGCAGACGCGACACCCAGCCUAUCAGAGAUUACUCCACUGGAAAAUCUGAAGGACAUUUUCUGCUGCUGAAGCCCAGCUCCAGUCAUCUGUCUGCAGGCAGAUGUAGUUUCCACAUGACCAGUCCUGUAGUUCUCAGCAGUGGGCCAUUUUGUCAUCUCCAACUCGCUCGCUUUCAACCAGAGCCACACGCUGGAAACAUAUCAGCCUUCGUGAAGCACACCGACUCUACCGACAUCAAACCCAUUGACCUUACAAUCAAAGAACAAGAAAGCGACAGCUCGCAGUGGGAGGUCUUGGAGGCUGUGAUUGGUCAGUUGAAUGAGCCCUUCCAGGUGACAGUGCAGUACUCUGCCUGUAGCAGUCAUGAAGUUGGGUUUCUGGCAUUCGAUUCACUGGAGCUGAAGAACUGUGUCAUGGGUGAUGAUUAUGUGGAUUUGGGUUCCGACUGUGAGAAAUACUCAUCUCUUCAAUGUCAUUCUGGAGGCUGCAUUGAGAAACAAAGAGUGUGUGAUUUCCACACUGACUGCCCAGAAGGGGAGGACGAGGGCUUAAUAUGCAGCACUUUACCUUUGGGUUCAUACUGUUCAUUUGAGUUGGGCUCCUGUGGUUGGUUAGCGGCUGACACACAGUCUUCUUGGAGACUAGUUAGUGGACAACAGCUGAUUGAAGACACACACCUGCUGGGCACAACUCUGAAGAACACUCAAGGGCAUUUCCUUUUCUUAAAGGUCAGAGGUCACGGUGAUGAAAGAGAGGCGCUGGUUCAAAGCCCUGCAUUGCCUUCAACUAUAUCCAAUCAGGACUGUCAGUUGCAGUUUUCUCUCUACCGGUAUGGGGAUUUCAAUGGAACAGUGCUUUUGUCUGUGGUGGAGAGCGGAGCCUCAGCACCAGCACUGAUUUGGGAGAGAUCCGGACACUGGAAAGAUGCCUGGCAAGAGAUCACUCUGCCGAUCACAGAGAUUUUAAAUGGCUUCCAUCUUAAAGUGCAGGCUUUCUGGACUUCUGGCUCCAAGGCUGACAUUGCACUGGAUGACAUUUCAUUAAGUGCAGCAUGUUUUGACACAGAACUGAAUGAACUGCUUCAUGAAGGACUACCGCAUGAUUUAGACUUCAGUCCUCUUCCAGAACCAUCAGCAUCAGAGGCGUCUCCAAUUACAUGGUGGUUUACAUCCUGUGGAGCGAGUGGACCUUUCGGCCCGACUCAAGCCCAGUGUGACAGUGCCUACCGAAACACCAAUGUCAGCGUUGUGGUGGGGAAAGAGGGUCCUCUCAGGGGUGUACAGAUGUGGAAGGUCCCUGCUACCAACACGUACAAGAUUUCAGCCUAUGGAGCCGCAGGAGGCAAAGGAGCAAAGAACCAUAACAAGCGCUCACACGGUGUGUUCAUCUCAGCCACCUUCCCCCUGGAGAAAGGUGACAUCCUCUACAUCUUAAUUGGCCACCAAGGAGAAGAUGCCUGUCCAGGAAGGAACCCCCAAACCCAUAAAAUCUGUCUGGGCGAGUCGUCUGUGAUUGAAGAUGGUUUUGACAGCGACGGUUCAGCCUUGAAGUGGGCAGGGGGUGGUGGCGGUGGAGGGGGAGCCACAUAUAUAUAUCGGAUGGAGAACGGGCAACCACUUCCUUUGCUGAUUGCAGCUGGAGGGGGAGGAAAGGCCUACCUUGAGGAUCCAGAAAGCAGCCAGGACCAGAGUUUUCGGGAACAGUACGAGAAUGACACCACCGUUUCUGGUGUCAGUGGCAGAUCUGGAGCAGCAGGUGGAGGAGGUGGAUGGAGCGACGUGUCCUCUCUCUCAUGGGCAGGGAAAUCUCUUGUUGAAGGGGGUCAAGGAGGCUCAUCCUGUCCUGAGGCUCUGUCAGUGCUGGGAUGGGCUACAUUUGGAGGAUUCGGAGGAGGAGGAGGCGCGUGCUCCGCUGGAGGGGGCGGUGGAGGAUACAGAGGUGGUGAUGCACCUCUUCUUGACGACAUCUCAGCAGAUGGACAAGAUGGCCUCUCUUUUGUUCACCCCAUGGGAAAGAUAUUUCUGCAACCUCUGGCAGCCAUGGAGAGUCACGGCGAAGCUGAAAUCGUGGUCUAUCUGAACUGCAGCCACUGUAAAACCCAGAGCUGCAAACGCGAUGAAGACACCAAGCUCAUCCUGUGCCUCUGCGACAGCGACGAGGUUCUGGCACCAGACAACGUCACCUGCGCAGUGGUUCCAAUGGGCUCUCUGGCAGACGGGCCUCCAUCCCUGGUCUUCAUCAUGGCAGUGAUCGUGUCCACAGUGGUGACCGGUGUCGUUCUGACCUGUGCCAGCCUGACUCUCAUAUAUUAUCGUAAGAAGAACCACCUGCAUGCGGUCAGGAUUCGACUGCAGAGUCCAGAGUACAAGCUUAGCAAAAUUCGCUCGUCCACCAUCAUGACCGACUACAACCCCAACUAUGGUUAUUUUGGAAAGGCAGCCUCUCUGAGUGAACUGAAGGAAGUGCCGCGUAAAAACAUCACCCUCCUCAGGGCGUUGGGACACGGUGCCUUUGGGGAAGUGUAUGAAGGACAGGUUUUGGGUAUGAAUGGAGAAAACACAGCCAUGCAAGUCGCUAUAAAGACUCUUCCAGAAAUCUGCUCUGAGCAGGACGAGAUGGAUUUCCUAAUGGAGGCUCUGAUCAUGAGUAAGUUCAGCCAUCAGAACAUUGUCCGCUGCAUUGGCGUCAGUCUGCAGAUCCUGCCACGCUUCAUCCUGCUGGAGCUCAUGACAGGAGGAGACAUGAAGAGCUUCUUGAGACUCAAUCGACCCAGAACUAACCAUUCGUCUUCUCUAAGCAUGCUGGAGCUUCUUCAUAUGGCCAGAGACAUCGCUCUUGGCUGUCGCUACCUUGAAGAAAACCACUUCAUCCACAGGGACAUCGCCGCUCGCAACUGCCUUUUGACUUGUCCUGGUCCAGACAGAGUGGCUAAAAUUGGAGAUUUCGGGAUGGCCCGAGAUAUUUACAGGGCCAGUUACUAUAGGAAGGGUGGCCGUGCCAUGCUGCCAGUCAAAUGGAUGCCACCUGAAGCUUUCCUAGAGGGCAUUUUUACAUGCAAGACUGACACCUGGUCAUUCGGGGUACUGCUGUGGGAGAUUUUCUCUCUUGGGUACAUGCCUUAUCCCUGCAAAACUAACCAGGAAGUGCUGGAGUUUGUAACUGGUGGAGGUCGCAUGGAUCCACCUAAGAGCUGCCCUGGGCCUGUUUAUCGGAUCAUGACACAGUGUUGGCAACACUGUCCAGAACACAGACCAAACUUCACUACUAUUUUAGAGAGGAUCAACUACUGUACACAGGAUCCUGAUGUCAUCAACACCCCUCUUCCAGUGGAGUGUGGUCCUCCUGUUGAAGAAGAAGGGGGCACUGUGAUCCGCCCUGACGGAUCAGGCAGCAUGACCCCUCUUCUAGUUGCCCGCUCUUUGUCCCAGGAUGCUUCCCCUCGAGCAAGCAUCACCAGUGUCACUCCACAGGCCCUCAAACCCCGUUUGCAGCUACAAAGACCAGUCCACCUCACACAAGAAGUGGGCACAUACCGAGAGACACUGGAGCCCUGUUGGGCAGAGCCUGUUCCUGCUUCAGGAGUCUGUCCAGGACCAUGGCUUCAAGUCCCAGAGCAUCGGCCAUGCUCCAGAAGUAGUUCAUCAUCGGGCAGCCAGAAGCUAAAGAACAAGACUAAAAACCUCUGGAACCCCACCUACGGUUCCUGGGUCCUAGAGAGCUUUGGACGUGGAAAGUCAGCUCUGUGCCACACUCAGUCUAUGCCUCUAUCCUGCAACCCCACGUCUGUUUCUGCCCCGUCCUCUACCUCGGAGCACACAGACCCUGUAGUAGAAGUUAAUGCAAAUGUUUCAGCUUCCCCACCUCCAUCUGCUGCACCGUCACAAACUACGUUGACUCCCACAGCGGCUCCCUCUAGGAAGAGUCCCACAGGGGCUGCUGGUGUCUCGCUGGCCACUGUUAUGGACUUAGCAAAGCUUCAGAGCUUUCCAUGUGGCAACGUAAACUAUGCGUAUGAUGAACAGAGCUACGAGACUGAGAGUUUGCCUGUGGUUGUGUCCAAAUCUCUGGAGCCCAGCACCAGCUCUGCAGCUACAUCUUCACUGGUUGCCCUCAGCCAACCCGGCAGCUUUACCCACAAACCAUUGGUGAAGCGUCAUGCCAGUUACGGACAUGAGGAUGUAAGGAGGUACACCCAGCCUGAGAAGCCCACCAGGGACAGGGAUUCUGGCUUUUCCUUGUCUGAAGACCUGAGUGUCACCCCUGUGUAGCAAUGAGGAAUGGUCCGACUUAGAAAAUGCCUAUUGUUUUUGGUGUUGAAUAGUUUUGAGGUGUUUUUUUAUGUGAACUGCAAUGGAUUAGCUGGAGCUGGGGCGUCAAAUCCUGAUCCAGCUCCAACACACUUGCCUGGAGUUUUCAAUAAUUAGUCUGAAGACCUUGAUUUGAAAACUUUGCUGGAUUAAACAGCUGGUUUGGACACCCCUGAGCUACAGACAGAGUGGCAGGUUAAGGCUGGAAUAUACUACACUAUAGUGGUCUUCAGUGAUUCGACCCAAGCGUGUUCCUUGGACAUGGGGCUUGGGUUACUGAAUCUAAAUGUGCUUUUUGCAAAUGGACCUGAUAACACCCAAAACGUUAAUGGGAUGACAUGAUUUUGCCCAUAAAAUUCCAGUGAACACCAAACCAUGUAACUUCACUUUCAAAAUCACACUGUACCAGGUCAUUCCAUACAUAAAUCCCCCAGACACAUGCACCCCAUUGAUAGAAGACAAAUGACAAAUGAAGUCAAGAGUCUGAUUAACACGUUUAUUGUUUUCUAACUGAGUGUAUCCAUAAUCUUAAGCUUUAAAGUCAUUGUAUUCAUUAGACAUUAAACACUACACAUUAAACACUACAAAAACUUUCAUGGAACGUUUUGGAUCUUGUGCAAAUCAGCAGACAUUUGGUAGCUAAUGUUGACUCAAGAGUAAAAUAUUGGUAUACAAAUCUGGUUAAAUAUUGUGUAAUAUAUUCCAGCCUUGAAGUACUGUCAGUUGAUAUCCAAGUGCGUGAAAUACCAAAACACCAAAGACAUGAGGAUACAUGAUUAAUUUGCCAUUAAGAGACACCUCUCCUGAAAAUGGUUGAUGGUUUCUAUGAAAACUUCCACUUGGCUUAUGGCAGCCCUUUUACACUGGAUUCACGUCUACUGUCAACACUGUGAAAACACAUGAUGUUCACUUAUUUACUACUAAGUCUUUUACUACUGAUUACUCAUCAUUAGAAAUGAACAUAGAUGUAGGUUUAGAUGUCCUUCGUCAAUUUACCUAUUCAGCAGGUUGCUGGCGUUUAUUACAAAAUGUUCAGACCUCACACAAACAGAAAAUUAUGUUUUAUAUAUAUAUACAAACACCACAUAAUGAUUAAUCUAUCAAAUCUAGUAAAACUCAAUUUAUUACAACAGAUUGUUCAACUUUUUUUAAAUUUAGUGAUUCGACAAAGCUAAAACAAAUUGAGAAGUUGGCCUUAAAAGGUCAGUUCACCUCAGAAUUAAGAUUCUGUCACUAUUUACCCACCCUCAAGGUGUUGCAAACCGGUAUGACUUAUAUUUUUAAACAGAAGUCAUUCUUCAGUGUAUUGUGUUGCCUGUCUUAAGACGAUUGCCAUGCUUACUAAGGGCGUUCACCAAGCUAUUGCAAAUAGCACAUAGCAAAGUCCACAACACAUACUGUACCAACUCAAUCACACACAAACAUAUUGGUUACGAAUUUUGUUCACCAGCUGAUGGAAAUAUUGACAGCCAAUCAGAAUCCAUCCUGCAAUAAUGAGAUUGAGUAUUUAAAUUGACAUGUACUGAAGCAUGUACCUAUAGUAAACAGAAUACUAUAAUAUAUAUGCUAACACUAGUAUAUAUAACAUUAUCAUUAUAUUGGUGAGAACACCUAACUCAUACAAAUUUAGACAGUUUGAAAGCAUUUUCAUUUAGUUUAAAAUGAACUGUCCCUUCAAACUUUUGGAGAAUUAUUAUACAGUAAUGAUUGCAGAAGUACGUUAACAAGGUGGAAGGCACCUUUAAUCUGAGUUCAGGUGAACUUUACAGGGUGUUUUGACUGAAAAUGAACAUUAAGGACCAUUUGUUUAGACUAGAUUAGGUGUUUUGCUCUGUUUUGUCUUGAAACACGAACACGUUGAUAAACAUUAAGUUGCCUUUUUACUAAAGGGGUGCAUUGUUUGUGAUACACUGAGGUAACUGCAAGGGCUUUACAAAGGUAUUGCCCUAGAAUAUGCUAGAAGUUAAUGAGGCGUGUGAUGCAGGGUGCAAUUGUUGUGGCUGCUGUGGAGAUUGCAUUGAUUUUCACAUCAAUACACUCCUCUCGGGAGCUGUUAAAAGACAUAAGCAUUUUUGGCAAUCUAUUUUUUUAGUACUUAAUGCAUAAAUAGAAGUGCUUUUGAUCUCCAAAUGUCCUUAUUCUACAUGUUUAGCGCCCCAGUGUUAACUGUGAUUUUGUUUCUGUGCAUUACAUUACAUGCAGAGAAGCUACAGCAAACACAAACCGCAUAACACCUCAGUGUGUGUAAUAUGAUGCAUGAGAAGUUUGAGUUUGAGACUACUCUUAGGUCUUAUUAAUUAUUCUAAAGUAUUUUGUUAGAUAUUGUUAGAUAUAGUAGGUUUUCAUGUGUCAAGAUUUAUUUGUGUGUGUUUUUAUUAUUUUAGUCAGGGACUGCUGAGAGGAUCCUUAUGCAAACGUACAGAAAAGGAGACAGAAGUGUAUUAGCACAAUAUUAACUUUAUUUUUGUCUUGUUGAAGUCAAAUAGUUUGACUGUCAUUUAUCAUAAAAGGGGAAGAAUGAUGUAUCUGUGCUUCUAGAGGAAUUACGGACUGACUUAAAGGAACACUCCGCUUUUAUUUUGAAAAUAGGCUUAUUUUAUACAUCCCUAGAGAUCAAGAGUUUUAUCAUUUUGAACCUAUUAAACCAAUGUCUAGGUAAAAUCGCAAGUUCAGCUGAGCAUAAAUCAUUGAAUCAGAUUAAACUAUUAGCAUCUCACUCAAAGCAUUCAAAAAAGAGUUUUGAUCAUUUUUUUAUUUAAAGCUUGACUCUUCUGUAGUUACAUUAGGUAUUAAUACCAGUGGAUAUGAUAUUACAUAACUAAGAAACAGUGCUGUGUAAUAUCCUUGCACCUGCUGCAGCCUUGGUACAGCAGCAAAGUUCUUUGAUCAUUACGCC
This is a messenger RNA of Danio rerio (zebrafish), 7635 nucleotides long. Lineage: Eukaryota; Metazoa; Chordata; Actinopteri; Cypriniformes; Danionidae. The record is from RefSeq and is a predicted model, not a curated record.